AUGAAGACAUCAGCUACCCUCGUCCUCGCCGCUUCGGCGCUGGCCUCAGCCCAAGUCACAUACAAUGCAACAACAGGCCAAUACAUCUGCUCCCGCCCAAACUCCGCCUUCUGCGCGGGCGACUCCUUCGGCACAGACAUCAUCAUCCGCUGCGACGCAAACGGCCGCGGCCAACCGGGCCGCUGCACAAACAACCUCGCCGGCCAGUUUCCCUUGGGUGUCAACCCUUCCCUGUGCUGGAUGUCCCAGCCCUACUCGGGCGACGCCGCUUGCGAGAAGAACUGCGUUGUCUACGCCUCCCCCAGCCCCUUUCAGCUCCCGCCCAGCGUCUGCACCCCAUACGCCUCCGGCACGGGGACCGGAACGGGAUAUGUCCCGAGACCUACCUACCCAAUCGGUCCGCCGCCUCGGUCGUCUAGUAACGCUACGAUGACGAGUACUGCUGGCCCGUCUAGGCCUACUGGGACCGGAGGCGGCGGCGGUACUGGCGGUGGACCUGCUCCUUCUGGCAACGGUACCGCUCCGACGAGCCGCGGUGGUGGUGGUGGCGGCGGCAACGGUGGUGGCGGUAGCUCCGGUCGUCCUACUACCGCCACGUCCGGCAGCAGCCCGUCAGGCACGCGGACCCCGAUCCCGCCAUCGGGUACAAUCACCAACCCGACCUCCGUUCCCACCGCCGCGGCAGUCCAUAACUCUGUCGGCUCUCUCGUCGUUGCAGGCAUCGUCGCUGCCUACUUCAUCUAA
This is a messenger RNA of Colletotrichum paranaense, 744 nucleotides long. RefSeq lists its product as uncharacterized. Lineage: Eukaryota; Fungi; Ascomycota; Sordariomycetes; Glomerellales; Glomerellaceae. The record is from RefSeq and is a predicted model, not a curated record. The coding region runs from base 1 to 744 and encodes 247 amino acids. The transcript is spliced from 2 exons.